Messenger RNA from Onthophagus taurus, 956 nucleotides. RefSeq names its product TBC1 domain family member 7 (gene TBC1d7). Gene Ontology annotation, biological process: activation of GTPase activity; negative regulation of TOR signaling. Lineage: Eukaryota; Metazoa; Arthropoda; Insecta; Coleoptera; Scarabaeidae. Gene Ontology annotation, molecular function: GTPase activator activity. The record is from RefSeq and is a predicted model, not a curated record.
UAGAGGUCGUCAUGUCAAUUGAUGAACGAAAUUUUCGUUCUGCUUAUUACGAAAAAGUUGGUUUUAAAAGUGUAGAAGAGAAGAAAUCGUUAGAAAUUCUCUUAAAAGAUCAACAACUGGAAUGUUCGAAAUUAAAACUAUUUUGUUUAAGGUUUUCGGUGACCGCAAGUUACCGAAAACGAGUGUGGAAACUUCUUUUAGGUGUUUUGCCAAUGAAUUCGGAAUGUCACGAAUUCGUAAUGGAUCAACGCCGACAAGAAUACCAUGAUUUGCUUAGAGCUUUACAAGUUAUGCGAAUGAUUGAUUCAACAACACCGAAACCCCAACAAUUUUUUGCAAUGUGGUUGCUACAAUUUGGUAAAAUGCACUCAAAAACGAAUAUAAACGUGGAUUCUAAUUUUAUACCAAUAACACAAACGGUUUUAUCAAUAUUUGACGAUGAAAAAGAUACAGAAUCUUAUUGGGUCUCAAAAUGUUUUUACGAUACUGUGCUUAAAUUCGAAGGUGAUAUUCCAAAAUUAAUUGAAAUAUCAUGGUCAAUAAUUGAAAGAGAAGAGUCAAUUUUAUUUAAAUAUUUAUAUAACAUGGGAGUUUUCGAGUUUUUACCAUUAGAAAAAUGGUUCGGCUCUUGUUUCGCCGAAAUUUUACACCAAUCGGCUUUGGUGAGAAUUUGGGAUAAAAUUUGUGGAGGAUCUUAUAAGAUUUUAGUUUUUGUAUUUGCCGUUAUGGUUUUAAAUCAAAAACAUUGUUUAAUUAAGGCAACAAAAUCGGAAGAUGUUUUAAAAUGUUUAUCACAAAUUCCGGAAAAAACUGCUGAUGUAAUCGUGACAAAAUCCAUUGAAAUGUGGCAACACAAUGGUAGUCCUUUAACAGUUUAUGAUAAACCGAAACCUAGUUAAUAUGAAUUUUAUUAAUUGUAAAUUAAAUAUAUAACUAAUAGAUUUAGAGAAAAGAGA